UCAUCAAAUUCGAAUUCAAAUAAUUCUUCAGUAGUUGGUUUACAUUAUAAAAUUGGUAAAAAAAUUGGUGAAGGUUCAUUUGGUGUUUUAUUUGAAGGUCAUAAUAUAAUAAAUGGAGUUUCAGUUGCAAUUAAAUUUGAACCAAGAAAAACUGAAGCACCUCAAUUAAGAGAUGAAUAUAGAACUUAUAAACAUUUACAAGGUAGUCCAGGUAUUCCAAAUGCAUAUUAUUUUGGACAAGAAGGUUUACAUAGUAUUUUAGUUAUUGAUUUAUUGGGACCUUCUUUAGAAGAUUUAUUUGAUUGGUGUGGUCGUAGAUUUAGUGUUAAAACGGUUGUUCAAGUUGCCAUACAAAUGUUAACUUUAAUUGAAGAAGUUCAUUCUCAUGAUUUAAUUUAUAGAGAUAUUAAACCAGAUAAUUUUUUAAUUGGUAGACAAGGAUUACCUGAUGAAAAUGAUGUUCAUUUAAUUGAUUUUGGUAUGGCUAAACAAUAUAGAGAUCCAAGAACCAAACAACAUAUUCCUUAUAGAGAAAAAAAAUCAUUAAGUGGUACCGCUCGUUAUAUGUCAAUUAAUACUCAUUUAGGUAGAGAACAACUGAGAAGAGAUGAUUUAGAAGCUUUAGGUCAUGUAUUUUUUUAUUUCUUAAGAGGUCAAUUACCAUGGCAAGGUUUAAAAGCUCAAACUAAUAAAUUAAAAUAUGAAAAAAUUGGUGAUAAAAAACGUACUACUCCAGCUACUACUUUAUGUGAUGGUUUACCAAGACAAUUUGCGGAAUAUUUAGAUCGAGUUAGAAGUUUACCUUUUGAAGCUGAACCUCCUUAUGAGGAAUAUAGAAUGUCAUUAUUAUCAAUACUCGAUGAUUUAGGUCAACAUGCUGAUGGUGAUUAUGAUUGGUUACAUCUUAAUGGUGGUAAAGGAUGGGAUUCAUCAAUUAAUAAGAAACCUAAUUUACAUGGUUAUGGUCAUCCAAAUCCUCCAAAUGAAAGACGUCAUCGUGAUCAAAGAAGAAAUAGACAACAUCAUAAUACUACCGGCCAACAACAAAAUAAUGUUAAUGGUAUGAAUCCAAAUUCUCAACAACAACAACAACAAUUAAAUGCUGCUCAAUUACAUCAACAAAAAUUACAAAAUUUAGUUAAUAGACCAUUACCUCCAAUUAAACAAGAAUCUCAAACUUUAAAUAAUAACGAUGUUUUAGCAAAUUCAAAUUCAAUUAGAAAUCAAAAUCAACUGAAAACUUAUGAAAAUUCUCCAUCAAAUAGAAACCAAUAUGAUUUAUCUCAACAACAAUUGCAUCAACAACAAUCACAAAUUCCUCAACAUAAUCAACAAAAUAACCAAUCUACUCAACAUCAACAAUUAGUCGAUGAAAAUGAACAAAAGGGAUUUUUCGCAAAAUUAUGCUGU
Molecule: messenger RNA, 1410 nt
Organism: Hyphopichia burtonii NRRL Y-1933
Lineage: Eukaryota; Fungi; Ascomycota; Pichiomycetes; Serinales; Debaryomycetaceae
Gene: YCK2
Product: serine/threonine protein kinase
Exons: 1
Biological process (GO): peptidyl-serine phosphorylation; signal transduction; endocytosis
Cellular component (GO): nucleus; cytoplasm
Molecular function (GO): protein serine/threonine kinase activity; ATP binding
Source: RefSeq, a predicted model, not a curated record